Messenger RNA from Ananas comosus (pineapple), 2177 nucleotides. RefSeq names its product purine-uracil permease NCS1-like. The transcript is spliced from 3 exons. The coding region runs from base 530 to 1996 and encodes 488 amino acids. Gene Ontology annotation, cellular component: plasma membrane. The record is from RefSeq and is a predicted model, not a curated record. Gene Ontology annotation, molecular function: nucleobase transmembrane transporter activity. NCBI's taxonomy places the organism in Eukaryota, Viridiplantae, Streptophyta, Magnoliopsida, Poales, Bromeliaceae. Gene Ontology annotation, biological process: nucleobase transport; transmembrane transport.
AUAAAGAGAUUAAAAAAACCGCAAAAGAGUUGUGCUCUCGCUCUAACAAAUAAAUAAAGGGGUAGUGAAUUGAUGCAUCGAUCGGCGUUGGGUGAGAAGUGCUCCUCCUCACCGAUCAUCAGUCAUCACCUUCCUCCGCUUUCAUACUUUUAUUACUGUGAUAUCAUUAACAACAACUAGGGGUCAACGCACACACUUUUAACUUUUCCCGAUUCCCCCGAUUUCUCCGCUUUAAAUAAAAGAUGAUGAGAUGAAAUAAUUUCAUUCAGAGCUGUUGAGUGUUGGUGCGAACGUGUUUCCUGGGAAUAACCUUGGAUAUUCAAGGAGAACAACAACUACUAUGUGAACAGUUCAAGGAGGUUGCAAGCAAAAUUUAAGGAAAGAGUAGCAGUUUUCUGUGCCGCCAACGUUCCUUCCUGCAUGUGUUGUUAAGACGGUGUUUGGUUCCCCGCAAAACUGUUGAAAACUGCUGUCGGAGUGUUGUGUUUUCCGGCCCCCGCUUUAUGCGAAUUCGGACGCUAACUAAGCCAUGGCGGGAAGCGACGACCUCGAGCCGAUCCCCCCCGCGAACCGCACCCUUUCUUGGUACGACAUCACGAGCCUAUGGAUCAGCAUGCUGGUCUGCAUUCCAUCUUACUACACGGCCGGCAGUCUCGUAGACCUCGGCAUGUCGUGGUGGCAAGGCAUCGUCACGAUUGUCGCCGGAAACACGAUAAUUCUCAUCCCUCUCAUACUCAACGCACACCCAGGGACGCGCUACGGCAUUCCCUUCCCCGUGCACCUACGGUCGGCCUUCGGAGUCCGAGGAGCUCAUGUCCCCUCCCUACUCCGCAGUCUAGUGGCCUGUGGCUGGUGCGGCAUCGAGACCUGGAUCGGCGGUCAGGCUAUCUUUCUUCUCCUCCUCCCCUCCUCUCUCAAGCAAUCUUGGUUUGCACAGCCCCUCGCUUGGCUCGGCAUAUCGGUUCUCGAAUUCUCGUGCUUCUUGCUGUUCCUGUUCAUCCAAUUGGCCAUCAUUUGGAAGGGCAUGGACACGAUUCAAGUUAUCGAGAAGUACUCGGCCCCAGUUCUCAUCCUAGUGAUUCUCUGGCUCUUCUCCUGGGCUUAUAUCAAGGCCGGCGGCUUGGGGGAGAUGCUCUCCACUCCGUCGCGCCUCGAUCCGACACACUUUUGGUACGUCUUCUUUCCUUCGCUAACCGCCUGCAUCAACAACUGGUCCGGUCUCAGCUUGAACAUCUCUGAUUUCACGAGAUUCGUGAGAAGCCAACCCGAUCAAAUCUUCGGUCAGCUCAGUAUGCCACUCUUUCAAGGCCUGUACGCGUUCACGGGCUUGGCGAUCGCUUCCUCUACGGCGGUGAUCUACGGUCGAGUGAUCUCCAAUCCGGUCGAGCUCCUGUCGGUGAUCGGCGGCUCCGCUUUAACCAAAGUCAUCGCCACCUUGGGGAUCGCUCUCACCACCGUCACUACCAAUAUACCUGCCAACAUGGUUGCCCCAGCUAAUGCUCUCGUCAGCCUCAGCCCUUCCUCUUUCAGCUUCUCGAGAGGUGCUUUUCUCGCUGGGGUUCUGAGCAUCGGCUUCCAGCCCUGGAGGAUUAUCCAGUCCAGUGAGAACUUCAUCUACACUUGGCUUGUCAGCUAUUCGACAAUCUUCGCCCCGAUCACAGGGAUUCUUCUAACCGACUAUUACAUUGUCAAUAAUAAGGUGUUGGAUGUGAAUGCCUUGUACUCCGCCGAUCCCGACGGGCCGUACUACUAUUUGGGAGGGUACAAUGUUGCUGCAUUUGUCGCGCUGAUCGUCACUGUUGUGCCCACCGUCCCAGGUUUCCUUCACAAGAUUGGGAUUCUCGCAGAAGUUUCGGAGGCUUUCGUCGCCAUCUACGACAAUGCUUGGUUCUUUGGGAUCUUCCUGGCAUCGACAAUCUAUUGGCUCUUGACUCGCGGGAGAGGAAAGAGCAAGGUUCGUGUUGAUCCAUCGAUGUCGGAACCGCUCGUCUCUUGAUUGGCUGGUCCUUAUCUGAAAAGUCGAAAACGCGAACAAACAAAUUUCUGUCUAGAGUCAUCCUGCAGAUGCAUUACACAUGGUAUUCUGGCUCAAAAAUAGAAACAUUCUUGGCAGAUUCAUAAUGCAAUGUUCUUCAGCACAAGUGUAAAUUUCAGAGUAACAAUUUUAUCACAAUUCA